AUGGAGCUGGACCCGAACAGUCAAACGCUGACGCCACUUCCCGAAGUCCUGCAACGGGGCCUGACUGCCGUUUCUUUCUUCGGCUUCCUUUCGUUCAUCACAACAACAGCACUCUUCUUAGUCUUGACCUAUCGGCUGAUAAUAUGGUAUCUUGCACCGGGCCCGGACCGGCCGCAGCGCAUGGCGGAUGAGCCGAACGCGGAUGCCGUCCUCGCCGAAGAGAUGGGUCUUCCGGAGACGAUGUACCCGGGCAGCAAGAAGAACAAAGUCAAGAGAGACGCACCUAACCAGUUCCUCAUGCUCAUCUACAACCUGCUGCUCGCCGAUAUCCAGCAAGCUCUCGCUUUCUUACUCAAUGCGGCAUGGCUCAAUAAGGGUGGAAUCAUCGUGGAGAGCACAACAUGCUGGGCACAGGGCUGGUUCAUUUCGACGGGCGAUUUAGCUUCCAGUGCUUUCAUCACCACGAUUGCCGUUCACACCUAUUUGUCGGUCGUCAGAGAUUAUAAGCUUCCGACUUGGGCAUUCUGGUGCAUGAUCGGAUCUGUUUGGUUCUUUAUCUACGCCUUGGCCAUAGUCGGCAUCAUCAUCACCAACAACGGGGCCGAUGACGGCGGCCUCUAUGUCCGCGCUGCUGCAUGGUGCUGGGUGAAUGUCCGUUAUGAGGCGAUGCGUCUGUACCUUCACUACCUGUGGAUGUUUGUUUCCUUUUUCAUCACUGCAGUCCUCUACGUCCUCAUCUUCAACCACAUCCGGCGUACCGACCCAUCUCUCCAACUCCCUUCCUCCUCUAACAACACUACUUCCUCCGCCUCACAGAGCAACCGCGGUCGUAAGCUCAGCCAUGCACACACAAUGUCCCAGUCCGGGCCACCAAAGAGCUCCCACGGCGAAGCAUCGGCGUCUAACCCGAGCAACGCUGGACAUCACCCUGCUUUCCUCAUAUAUCCCAUCAUUUACAUCCUUUGCACGGCACCACUAGCGUUGGGCCGUGUCAUCACAAUGGCCGGAAAGUCUGUCUCGCUGGAAUACUUCUGCCUCGCUGGUGCAAUGAUUGCAUCCAAUGGCUGGCUAGAUGUUCUCUUGUUCUCCACCACUCGUCAUGUCAUUAUCUUCAAUGCCUCUCCAGACUACGAAGAGACGGGCAUUGAGACCUUCGCCUUCAUGCGCACACCCGCUAACCGCCGCUACGGCAACAUGGUGUGGGUACAGGGUGCCGGCAGUGCACCUAACAAUCUAUCUGCGGACGAGGGUACAGGUGGUUGGCUCUGGAAGCUGUUCCGCCGAGACCGUGGUGCGGGUGACUCGAAGAGAGAUAGACGUCGCAGUGGAGCCCAUCGGAGCAUCAGCCAGGAGUCUCUAAGGAGACGAGCUGGACAGAUGGAAGGCAUUCAGAUGGAGACGGUGACAACUGUCGUUGUAGAGAUGGAAGGUCACUCGGGAGGGAAAAAGGUUGAUGGAAGGCCGCUUUCCAUUGAUACGAUUGAAAAGGAGAGGGCACAGAGCGUGGGCAGCAUGUGA
Molecule: messenger RNA, 1518 nt
Organism: Colletotrichum godetiae
Lineage: Eukaryota; Fungi; Ascomycota; Sordariomycetes; Glomerellales; Glomerellaceae
Exons: 2
Coding region: 1-1518 (505 amino acids)
Biological process (GO): adenylate cyclase-activating G protein-coupled receptor signaling pathway
Cellular component (GO): plasma membrane
Molecular function (GO): G protein-coupled receptor activity
Source: RefSeq, a predicted model, not a curated record